ACAAACACAGUUCCUCAGUUAAGCAAAGCCAGCAUGUAACCCUGGCUGACUGUGUAGUUCCACCUUAAAUCAAGAAUAGGGCGGACUCAUCAGUAAAGGAAAAAUGCUUCCUUAAACCGAAGCUGUCCCUAAACCGCCAGUUAUCCCUCCCUUACUCCGCCCACGGGUUGGGUUGUGUCUGGAUUAGUUUGAGGUGAAGCCGUAGCUGUUGUUACCCGUUGGGUGAGUAGCCGGUUCUGUGCCUCUCAAAAAGCCCAAACGAGCUGUUGGCACUCAGCCACGCAACAGGCACCCUGGUAUCAAAACCGCUUCAUAGGGUGCGCCCACACCGCUCCGGGGCUGUUACGUGCCUGUUGUCUGUUUCCAGUCUUUUUACCCACUCCACAACAAACCGUGGCUCCUGCUAGGGUUGUACCUAGUAACAUGUGUACCUUGAUUACUCUGGGUGCUCCGACACACUGGCAGGAGAGAUCUGGAAGGAAAUCGGUGUAAUAUGUGACAACAUUUAUGAGGGUGGAUUGGAAAGGUACAACACAGCAUUCAGAUUAAAAUAAAGAAACUGAAGGACAAAAGCCAACUGCAGAAGAGUAUUUACAGAAGAGAAGAGAAAAAGUGUUUAAAGAAGUUAUAUAGAUAUUUUUGUGCUUUUUGAGCUUUAUCCCAAAAUGGCAAAUAACUCCACAGACCAUCAUUCUGCUAACAUUGUAAAUGAAGGCAGCUAUGAAGGAGAUUUUGGCUGCACAAUAAUGGACUUACGGGAGCUUAUGGAAUUACGCAGUGCAGAGGCAGUCAACCGUAUCAGGGAUACUUAUGGAGGGGUUCACAACAUCUGCCGCAGGCUAAAGACUUCACCUGUAGAAGGUUUGUCAGGUAACCCCUCAGACCUCGAGAGGAGGAGACAAAUAUUUGGUAAAAACUUCAUCCCUCCAAAAAAAGCCAAAACUUUCUUGCAGCUGGUGUGGGAAGCACUGCAGGACGUUACCUUAAUUAUCCUGGAAAUAGCAGCCAUAAUAUCUCUGGGUCUUUCUUUCUACCACCCACCAGGAGGAGAUAAUGAAUUAUGUGGGGAAGCUGCUGCAGGAGUGGAGGAUGAAGGUGAGGCUCAAGCUGGAUGGAUUGAAGGGGCAGCCAUCUUAUUCUCGGUCAUCAUAGUUGUGCUUGUUACCGCCUUCAAUGACUGGAGCAAAGAGAAGCAAUUUCGAGGCCUACAGAGCCGAAUUGAGCAGGAGCAGAAAUUCACUGUUAUCCGCAAAGGACAGGUUAUCCAAAUCCCUGUAGCAGAGCUAGUAGUCGGUGAUAUUGCACAAAUAAAAUAUGGUGACCUCCUUCCUGCUGAUGGGAUAUUGAUUCAAGGCAAUGACUUAAAAAUUGAUGAAAGCUCUCUAACUGGGGAGAGCGAUCAGGUGAAAAAAUCAUUAGAGAAAGACCCCAUGCUUUUGUCAGGAACACACGUAAUGGAAGGGUCUGGACGUAUGGUAGUCACAGCAGUAGGUGUCAACUCUCAAACUGGCAUAAUAUUCACUUUGCUAGGUGCAAAUGAGGGAGGUGAAGAGGAAAAAAAAUCCAAAAAAGGUAAAAAACCAGGACCCUCAGAAAAUCGCAACAAAGCCAAAGCUCAAGAUGGUGUUGCAUUAGAGAUCCAACCACUGAAAAGUGAAGAGGGCGUAGAGUGUGAAGAGAAAGAGAAAAAGGUUGUGAAAGUGCCAAAGAAAGAAAAGUCUGUCCUUCAGGGGAAGCUAACUCGGCUGGCAGUGCAAAUUGGAAAAGCAGGUCUCAUUAUGUCAGCCAUCACAGUGAUCAUUUUGGUGCUCUAUUUUGUCAUUUAUACAUUUGGAGUGUUAGGUCGCCCAUGGUUGGCAGAAUGCACUCCCAUCUACAUCCAGUACUUUGUCAAAUUUUUCAUUAUUGGUGUCACUGUGUUGGUGGUGGCUGUCCCUGAGGGGCUGCCUCUCGCUGUAACAAUAUCUUUGGCCUACUCUGUAAAGAAAAUGAUGAAAGACAAUAAUCUUGUACGUCACUUGGAUGCCUGUGAAACUAUGGGCAAUGCAACAGCCAUAUGCUCUGAUAAAACUGGAACGCUCACUAUGAACCGAAUGACUGUAGUACAGGCAUUUGUUGGUGGUACUCAUUAUAGGCAGAUUCCUGAUCCGGAGGCACUGAACACAAAAAUUCUUGAUCUUAUAGUAAAUGGGAUUUCAGUCAACUCAGCAUACACCUCCAAGAUCCUGCCCCCUGAAAAGGAGGGAGGUCUCCCCAGGCAGGUGGGUAACAAGACAGAAUGUGCGCUACUGGGAUUUGUUUUGGACCUGAAGCAAGAUUAUCAGACAGUGCGAAACGAAAUUCCUGAAGAGAACCUCUACAAAGUUUAUACGUUCAAUUCUGUGCGAAAAUCUAUGAGCACAGUGUUGUGUGACUCUUCUGGAAAAUUCCGCAUGUACAGCAAAGGGGCCUCUGAAAUCAUCUUGCGCAAAUGCACCCGAAUCCUGGACCAAGGAGGAGAUGUGUGCCCCUUUAAAGCAAAGGACCGGGAUGAGAUGGUAAAGAAAGUAAUUGAACCUAUGGCAUGCGAUGGCUUGCGCACAAUCUGCCUAGCAUAUCGUGACUUCCCUUCAGAUAGUGAGCCUAAUUGGGAUAAUGAGGGCGACAUCCUCUCUGACCUUAUUUGCAUUGCUGUAGUAGGAAUAGAAGAUCCUGUUCGACCAGAGGUGCCUGAAGCAAUUCAAAAGUGCCAGCGUGCAGGUAUCACAGUGCGCAUGGUUACUGGGGACAAUAUAAACACAGCUCGAGCAAUAGCUACCAAGUGUGGUAUCCUGCAGCCAGGAGAAGACUUCUUGUGCUUGGAGGGAAAAGAAUUCAACACACUGAUCCGAAAUGAAAAGGGAGAGGUAGAACAGGAUAAAUUGGACAAGGUUUGGCCGAGACUUCGUGUUUUGGCCCGGUCAUCACCUACAGAUAAACAUACUCUGGUAAAAGGCAUCAUUGACAGCACAGUGGCAGAGCGAAGACAGGUGGUGGCUGUGACUGGAGAUGGAACAAACGAUGGACCUGCCCUGAAGAAAGCAGAUGUGGGAUUUGCAAUGGGCAUAGCUGGCACAGAUGUUGCAAAGGAGGCUUCUGAUAUUAUCUUGACAGACGACAAUUUCACCAGCAUUGUAAAGGCUGUAAUGUGGGGCCGCAAUGUAUACGACAGUAUUUCGAAGUUCCUGCAGUUCCAGCUCACCGUAAAUGUUGUGGCAGUAAUUGUGGCAUUUACAGGAGCCUGCAUAACUCAGGAUUCACCACUGAAAGCUGUGCAGAUGCUGUGGGUCAACCUUAUCAUGGAUACAUUUGCAUCUUUAGCUUUGGCGACUGAGCCUCCUACUGAUUCGCUUCUUCUACGCAAACCAUAUGGGCGCAACAAACCCCUGAUCUCACGUACAAUGAUGAAAAACAUAUUGGGACAUGCUGUUUAUCAGCUUACCAUCAUAUUUACAUUGCUUUUUGCAGGUGAGAAGUUUUUUGACAUUGACAGUGGGAGAAAUGUACCCCUGCAUUCUCCACCUUCUGAACAUUAUACAAUUGUCUUCAACACCUUUGUGAUGAUGCAGCUUUUUAAUGAGAUCAAUGCCCGCAAGAUCCACGGUGAACGUAAUGUCUUUGAGAACAUCUUCCGGAACCCCAUCUUUUGUGCAGUUGUGCUGGGCACUUUUGGAGCUCAGAUAAUAAUUGUGGAGUUUGGAGGAAAGCCAUUCAGUUGCUCUGGCCUUACUUUGUCACAGUGGUUCUGGUGUAUCUUCAUUGGGGUUGGAGAGCUGUUGUGGGGACAGAUGAUUUGCACAAUACCCACCAGCCGACUCAAGUUCCUAAAAGAGGCUGGCCAUGGGCCACUGAAGGAGGACAUUCAGCAGGAGGAACUUACAGAGGAUGUAGAUGAGAUUGACCAUGCAGAAAUGGAGCUUAGGAGAGGCCAGAUUUUGUGGUUCAGAGGCCUAAACCGAAUACAGACUCAGAUGGACGUAGUUUAUACAUUCCAGACGGGAGGUACCUCUUUACAAGGGGCUCUGAGGCGCCAGCCUUCCACCAUUAGCCAGCACCUUGAUGCUAAACAUGCCUCUAGCCCAACACACGUAGCUCUGUCCUCUACUACCUCUCCCCCAGCCACUUCUGCUGCUGCUGCUUCUGUGGGCAAUUAAAGUUGUGAAUGCGUUCCGAAGCUCUCUCUACGAGGGGCUAGAGAAGCCACAGAUCCGCAGUGCCAUCCAUAGCUUCAUGACCCACCCAGAGUUCACUCCACGGGAGGCAGGACCUGCCCCCCAAUUCGAAGACAGCGACAGCGAGGGUGAGGAAUCUAAGGGUCUCUCAAAGGCGCAUAAAGAUCAAACCCAUAAUCACAACAACAAUUCUUCUGUUGACCCACAUGCAUUGGAUAUCACAGUGUCUCUAUCUGAUAGCCCAUUGCAUAGCAUGGAAACCUCCAUCUGACGCCAGUGUUAAAUGAAACUCCUGAAGAUGGGCAUCUGGACAUGGUCACCUUUUCUUCUGCAGCUGUCCUGGUUUUUUCCUGCCCCAUCCCAUCUUACUACUACAGUCACCACUUCAUACAACAAAAUGUUCCUAAAUUCUACUUUUUCAAACACUAACAAAAACCGUCUGACAAAAAAACUCUUACAAAUUAACUACAGAAUAAUGCAAAUUAUCCAUAAAGCCAUACGCACAUAGUUUCCAUAAUCUACACUUUUUAGACCCAUAGAUUCUAUUAUGGUAUCUUCCUAUAUUUUGUAUUUGUCCAUAUACCUAUUAACACAAUUCUGUGUGUAGCAAUACAAUAGGAUAAAAGUUUAGCGCCACAGAUAAUGGUCAUCCAAAGAUCAAAUCUCAGUCUGUACAGCCAUAAGUGGAGUAGAGCUGUUCAUUUAUUAAAAGCAUGAACAAAGUCUCUGCCAAUAGUAACACUACAAGUUAAAUACACAGCCAUAAAUGCAUUUAGAAAAAUAAAUCGCAUUUCUCACUUAUGUCUUAAUCAUGCAUUUACAUGCUGCAUAUAUUAACGCAAAAUAUGUUCCUUUCUGCGCUACAUAAAUAUUUGAUCAUAUAGUAAGGUUUUUAUCAUAUGCACAGAUACUUCUUAUUAUGGUAAAAAAAAUGCAGGGCAUAUUUUGUCUGUCCCUUUAACCUACUGUUCCCUUGUCUUCUGUGUUGGCAUGUUUAAAAACACAAUUUCCCUUUCCAAGUAUUUUAAACUCUGUGUCCUGCUUGUUCAUCCAAAAUCAACAACAACCCCCAUGCCUCAUCUUCUGCCUCCCAACAUCUGCAAGUGCCACCAUGAAGGGAACGGUUUUAUUAACCAAAGUGUGCCACCACCUACUGCUUCACACAGGCGCUAUGCCUGCUGAACCUGUCUUCCACCUGUAAGACUUUUUCUUCAGCUGAGCUGACUUGUGGAGCUAUACAAAUGCCGAAUUUCUCCUGAUACCAAGGAAUAAAAGCUGUGCCAUUUUGAUAGCCUAGCUGGCAUCUCUGCCUUUUGGAAUCUAUUGUUCACGGACAUUGGAGAAAGGACAUAGAAGAGGGGCAUAAGUGUGUUUACUGAAUGGAUGGCUACACUGCCAGAUUAAAUGCAUAUAUGUAAAAUUCUUGUAUAUAUAUAUAUAUACAUAUAAUGUGUUUGGGAUCUGUUAUCUAGAAUACUUGAAACCAGUUUUUUAUUCUGCGGAUAAGAGAACAGUUUGUAAUUUUGAUCACCAAUCUAUAGGUCUACUAAAAAAAAAUGUAGAAAUUAAAAAAAAAAAAAGGAUUGUUUUGCCACAAACAUGGAUAUAUUUGGUCAAGUACAAGGCACUGUACUAUUUUUUAUAAGAAAAUAGAAAUCGGUCAAAAAUACAUUAAUGCAAUAGAAGCAUUUCCUUAAAACUGAUUGUUGGAGAAGGCCUUCCCAUAUUUCAGGGUUUUCUGGAUAACGGGUUUCUACAUAACAGAUCCCAUAUAUAUAUAUAUAUAUAUAUACACAUACACAUAUAUAUAUAUAUAUAUAUAUAUAUAUACAUAAUACAGUAUCUAGUUUAUAAUCACUGUUUCUGAAAGAGGGCUAAUGAAUAUGAGAUUUUUACAUGUUUGGGUGGGAGUGCUGUAUUGCAUUUUUGUCUUAUACCUAUACAUAGAAGCAUUGGUAGGUCCAAUUUGUGUGCUUAUUUUUCUGUUUACAUGUUCUCAUUGAAAAGGCAGAUGAAACAGUUAAAUUGCACCUUUGUUUGCCUUUUUCAUAAUUUUGAAUUAUUCAGAUUGUUGUACACACCAUGUGUUUCUACUUUGCAAACAACAUAACACAGAACAUUUUUGUAGCUAUACAGAGUUCUUUAUAUUGGCAUGAAUUUGUAAGUUGAAAUAUUUAGCUACUUUAUUUGGCUUUCAAAAACAUUAUGAUUUUUAGGUUGCAGAUUCCUGCUACAUCAGAUUGCUUGUCAUGCUAGUGGCUGGUACUACUGCUGCUGUGUUUUUGCUUAGCCAUGUAUAAAGCUUGGUUUCAACAAAGUUGUGGUGGCCAUUGGAGCUUAUGGUUGGUGCCUUGUUACUAUCCCAGCACAUCUAUUUUUAAGUGUUCCUUAACACUGGGGCCAUGAAGUGCUGCCACUGUCAGUUAUCUUGAUCCAGAAGAAGCUUUAGCUACUAAGGACUCAUGUUAAUGGCUGUGUCUUUGUUACCAGAGGCAAAAAUCCAUCAUUUCUGAAAAACAAAGUUUCUCCCAAAGGUAUUUUAGAUGCAAGAAUUGAGCACAAGUUAAUUUUGGAAUAUUAAGAAACUUGCCUGUAGUUUUUUAAAGCUAUAUAACUCAGCUAUCAUUAUAAGGCGCACCUUAUGUACCAUAUUAAUCAUUCCAGGCUUUAAAGGACAUGUAAACCCCCCACAAAAAAAAUGUAAUCCAUGAACAGCCUCUUUCAAAUCUUUAAACACCUGCCACUCCUGGGUUGCUAGUAAGACUGCUGCAUCCUCUAAAUCACUUAGGAUUCCUUCUCCUCUAACCCACUCUUCUUUCUCGAUUACAGUGUUCAAUCCAAGCAUAACUUUUUAUCAAAGUAAGUUCUCACUGUGAAAGCCUACAUUCUUCAUUGCAUGAAUUUUACAGCGCACAUGUGCUGUUUGCAAAUGUAAAUCUCACUGAUGAUGUCAUAGGGAAAAUGGCUGUGGGGUGAAAGCAGCUAUUUGUUUUAGGAAAAUGUCAUUGCACUGUAAAAUGGAGGGGAUAUAUCCAGUACAAAUGAUGUUGUAUAAGUGGGGGAGAUGUGCCCAACUUAGAUACACGGUAGGAAAAUGUAGGGUUUACAUGUCCUUUAACUUAAUGUUAGUGUCUUUGCUCAGAGCAUAUAACAAAAUCAUUUUUUAGCUCACCUAGAAAAUUUGAACAUUAAAAUAUUUUUUUAGUCAAGUUCCACAUAUGACAUUAUUUGCACAUAAUUAUUGCAGAAAGGCAAUUAACUGGUGCAGUUUGAUAUAAAAUUUGCUGCAUAAAGACAAAAUACUGCUGUAGGCAUAAAAGAAGAAUAUCAGCUAGCCUUUGAAGUUCAGAUUGCUUGAGCAAUCAUAAAUAGGGUCCUUAGAGUGUGUGGGUGAGAUAUAGCUUUUUGCAAGAAUAGCAGAUAUGCUUUGCACAUUUUUUUCCCUUUGGUUUCUGAAUAUUUAGGUUUUUGGUGUAUGACAUGAGUGGUAUAAUGAAUGCUGAGUUGCUAUGGGCUCUUGACAAUCAUCCAGGUAGCUUGGUCCAGUAGAAAAAAAUAUUGUUUUAAUUUCUUAUACCUGGCAGCUCUAUGCUAAUAUUUGUGAGAAGUCACACGGAAAUGUUUUAUACUUACAUAUUCUGUUAGUCUGUGUUUGCAUAUACACACACAAAGACAUGAGUAUCAAAUAAGACCUGCCUUCAGUUUAUGCUUUAACUUUGCAGAUUUUUUUUAUGUAGGAUAGUUUAUCUGUUUCUUUCUGAUGUUGCAUAAAAAAUUGCAAACCUGCUUUUUUGGGGGGAGUUCGAAAUAACAUCAUUUUUGUCAAGUUAUUUCGUUUUGAUGUUUCAGUAGCCCUUUAAGUGCUUAAAUGCCCGAAACACUUUUAUGCUAAAUGCCAUAAACUAUCCAGUGAGUGUUUUUGAAGUGACUUAGGCAAACAAAUGUUAGUCUUACAUAUAUGUGCCAUGUUCAUCAGGAAGCAUGUUGUGGUCUCCUGUGCAUUGUACUUGCCUUAUAAGAGUGCACAUGGAGUACUUCUGAAGGAGCUGUGUUUAUUCUGUAGAAUCACCAACAGAACCCCACCCCCCUAAAUCUUUCAACAUUCCAAUACUAAGCCUUCCAAAAGAAAUUUCAUAGCAGUUGAAAGAGUAAGUCCUAGCUAAAGAGGCAGUAUACCAACUUGUUAACCAUGAGUGUAAAAAAAUCUGUUUUUUGUUAUUUCUUGAGUUAAACUGGACAAACAGAGAAAUUAAAAUUACUCCAUGUUUCGUCCUUGCAAAGCAGAUGAUAAGAUUUAGAUUACCACUAUACAAAUGUCCUCCAUUUCAUUUUUGUUAGCAGGAAUCCAUUAUGCAGAGGGGUAAUUUGUGCACUGGUAUCUUAAUUUAUACUUCACAGUAAUGAAACAUGGAGUAGUUUCAGUUUCCCUAUUUACCAAAUAACAAAAACAGUAGAUUUUUUUACGAUUAAAACAUGCCCUAUUUAUUGAAUUCAUGUUGAACAACUGCCUUUUUUAAAGGAACAGUAACACCAAAAAAUGUAAAAAUAAAAUAUAAUACACUGAUGCCCUGCGCUGGUAAAAGUUGUAUGUUUGCUUUAGAAACACAACUAUAGCUUAUAUAAAGAAAGCUGCUGUGUAGCCACGGGGGCAGCCAUUCAAGCUAGAAAACAGAAAAGGCAAGAGUAAGGCUCAUGUCCCACAGGAGUUUGAGCAACAAGUUGCUCGUUUUGUCUCUACAUAGAGAAGAAUAUAAAUCGCCAGUACCUAAACAGACAAUACAACUUCAAAUCACCUAUUGCUCUGAAUAGCUAUGAGACCCGUUUUCAAGCGAUUUUACAAAGAAAGCUUUGUCAUUCAAAAUUAUUGGAAUCACUGAAAGUAAAACCCACUGAGCAGGAAGUCGCUGCGAUUUCCAAAUUGCACAGAAUGUAAUUCCUAAUUGUGGGCAGGGAAUAUGACACCUGGAUUUGUGGGAUAUAGAAUCACUCCGUAGUGGAAAUCUCUAGUAAUCACUUGUUAGGAAAAGGAACUCUUUUUAAAAAUCACAGCGACUAAAUCUCGCCAUGGGACAUUAGCCUUACAGGAGAAAAGGCAAGAGUUUAGCAGAUAACAGAUAAGCUCUAAAAAUACAAUUGGAAUCUACACAGCUUGAAUGGCUGCACAGCAACAUUGUAUAAACUGUAGUAGGGUUUCUGAAGCAGAUAUGCAACCUUUACCAGUGCAGGGCAAUAGUACAUAAUGUGUUUAUUAUUUUUAUGCACUUUAAAUUUUUUGGUGUUACUGUUCUGUUAACGCUUAUGGCAUACACAAGAAGUUUGAUUGCUGCAAGAAUUUCAAAUAGUGCUGCUGUGCCAUGUUACUAAACUUGAUAUGUAAAUGAUUAAAUUGGUAUCAGUAUGGAUUACAUUUAGCUCUUAUCUAGUCUUGCAAAGAAGUUUGGUCACACUUAACAGGAGGUGAGCUGUACAAUUAUAUAUUCCUCAAACGUACUGUCUUGCUUUUAUGUUCAAUAUUUAGGAUGCAAGAUAGUCUAUAAUACUGUGAUCUCGUAUUAGUACACUAAAUUUUAAUGGCUGCUAAUACUGGUUUAGUGGUAUAGUAUUUCCCAGCAAAAUAUUUAACCUUGAACGUUAAACUGACCAUAUUAGAUUUUAUAAUUCUAUAGUGAAACAAAAUAUCCAGUUAUAAUUUUUACAUUCAUGUUAGUAGGCCAAAGAGUUUUUUUCCUUCUUGAUUCUGUCACAAAGGCUGACAUAUUUAAUACAGCAUUGGUAAGUGGAUCAUGUCAGAUAAGCCUGUUUUAGUGGAGAUAAAAAUGCUAAUGGACUUCCAAGAUUUUAUAAAAUUGUAAUUUACAUACCCAGUAUAAAAUCCCUAAAAUUGCAGAGCCCAUUCUCACACAUUUUACAGCAUGGCUGUAUUGAUUAAUAUUACCUAUACCAUUAAUUACCUUACAUAUAGACAUUCAUCAUUUAAACCAUUAUCCAUAAGCCUGUAUACUUCCAUCUUUUCCCUAGAAAGAGCAUGCCUUAUUAAACUUGGGUUUCAAACUUUUUUUUUCGAGUAACUGGCAAAAUAAGCACUGUUAUUUUUGUAUAAAAAUGACUAAAUCAAUGAGAUUGUGUUGUGCAUGAUAUUAAAGAAAUGGUGAUUUUAUUUUUAUUCAAUUAAAUAUUUAAGCACUAUGUACUGACAAAAGAAAAUGCCCUCAGUAUGGGGCCACCACGUUAUACUGUGUAUUUGCAUUACACCAUGUAAAUGUUCCUCUUCUUAACACAGCCUGUGCAUGUUACUCUUGUGACUCUGGAUCGUUGGAAAAAAAAUACAAAAAAAUGUAUCGGAA
Molecule: messenger RNA, 10534 nt
Organism: Xenopus tropicalis (tropical clawed frog)
Lineage: Eukaryota; Metazoa; Chordata; Amphibia; Anura; Pipidae
Gene: atp2b4
Product: ATPase plasma membrane Ca2+ transporting 4
Exons: 22
Coding region: 666-4172 (1168 amino acids)
Biological process (GO): calcium ion transmembrane transport
Cellular component (GO): glutamatergic synapse; membrane; plasma membrane
Molecular function (GO): ATP hydrolysis activity; nucleotide binding; ATP binding
Source: RefSeq, a predicted model, not a curated record